CAAUAGCUUUGUAAACAUUUUAAAAAAGGGUUAAGCAAAGGAGUUGUUUGAUUAAGAAUCCAAAGAAAAAUGAAUUGUUUUUCAUGUUUUUCUUCAGAAAAAAAGGCAGCUAAAAGGCAAAAUAGUUCCACCAAAAAUAAUCAGGCUGGUGAUAAUGCUACAACUGAAGCUUUUCUUCCCCAGCAACAUCCCCCUGAGAAUAUUCCUAAACCAAAGACCACAGCAACCGAACCUGCAAAGACUACUGCCGAUGGCACUAAAGACAAUGGUAACAAUAACAUCGCGGUGGAAACUUUCACCUUCCGUGAAUUGGCAGCCGCGACCCGAAACUUCAGAAAAGAAUGCUUGAUAGGGGAAGGUGGAUUCGGUCGAGUUUACAAGGGAAAACUUGAAAAAACUGGCCAGGUAGUAGCCGUAAAGCAGCUUGACAGGAAUGGAUUGCAAGGGAAUAGAGAAUUCCUUGUUGAGGUUUUGAUGCUAAGCUUGUUGCACCAUCCUAACCUAGUCAAUCUUAUCGGAUAUUGUUCCGAUGGUGAUCAGAGGCUUCUGGUUUACGAGUACAUGCCAUUGGGAUCUUUAGAUGAUCAUCUACUUGAUAUUAGCCCGAGUCAGAAGCCAUUAGACUGGUAUGCCAGAAUGAAAAUAGCACGAGGUGCUGCUAAAGGCUUGGAAUAUUUACAUGACAAGGCCAAUCCCCCGGUCAUCUACCGCGAUCUGAAAUCCGCCAACAUCUUGCUGGAUCAUGAGUACAAUGCCAAACUCUCUGAUUUUGGGUUAGCCAAACUCGGACCUCAAGGGGACAAAACACAUGUAUCUUCCAGGGUCAUGGGAACAUACGGAUAUUGUGCUCCGGAGUAUCAAAGAACAGGUCAGUUAACCGUGAAAUCCGAUGUUUACGGUUUCGGAGUCGUCUUGUUGGAGUUAAUCACUGGAAGGAGAGCCAUUGACACCACGAGGCCAAACAAUGAACAGAAUCUAGUUUCAUGGGCUCAACCAAUGUUCAAGGAACCAAGCAAGUUCUCGGAACUCGCUGAUCCACUCUUGGAAGGCAAUUUCCCCGCAAGAGGCUUGCAACAAGCCUUGGCAGUGGCGGCCAUGUGCCUGCAAGAGGAAGGUGAGGUGCGCCCCUUGAUUAGCGACGUGGUGACUGCUCUGAGUUGCCUCGGAAAUGAUCCAGAUGCCAACAUGAACGCCGCUGCUUACAAGGAAUCCGACGAUAAAGCAGGAUAUUCAUUUUCAGAGAGUGGAAGUUAUGGUGAAGAUAGCAGGGCAGAACGACAACGAGCUGUUGCGGAAGCCAUCGAGUGGGGUUCAAAUUCAGAACACAAUUCGGCGCAAACUCAUAGCGCAUCGCUGUAAAAUUUUCGCAGACAUUCAUACAAACACGAGGAGUGCAUAAUACUACUGUAAAAUACUAUUGUUUAAUUCUGCUGUUUUAUUUUAUACUGUAUUUUUG
Molecule: messenger RNA, 1456 nt
Organism: Gossypium raimondii (Peruvian cotton)
Lineage: Eukaryota; Viridiplantae; Streptophyta; Magnoliopsida; Malvales; Malvaceae
Product: probable serine/threonine-protein kinase PBL26
Exons: 5
Coding region: 70-1359 (429 amino acids)
Biological process (GO): protein phosphorylation
Molecular function (GO): ATP binding; protein kinase activity
Source: RefSeq, a predicted model, not a curated record